Messenger RNA from Lolium perenne, 949 nucleotides. RefSeq names its product ras-related protein RIC2. Gene Ontology annotation, molecular function: GTPase activity; GTP binding. The record is from RefSeq and is a predicted model, not a curated record. Lineage: Eukaryota; Viridiplantae; Streptophyta; Magnoliopsida; Poales; Poaceae.
UGCUCCUCCACGUUAGAGGAGCCGGUUCCUUUUACACCACCCCCCUGCACGGAACCAGAUCGCCGAGCGCAGCAAUGGCGGCGGGGUACCGGGCGGAGGACGACUACGACUACCUCUUCAAGGUGGUGCUCAUCGGCGACUCCGGCGUCGGCAAGUCCAACCUCCUCUCCCGCUUCACGCGCAACGAGUUCAGCCUCGAGUCCAAGUCCACCAUCGGGGUCGAGUUCGCCACACGCUCCCUCCAGGUCGACGGCAAGGUCGUCAAGGCCCAGAUUUGGGACACCGCCGGACAAGAAAGGUAUCGUGCUAUUACUAGUGCAUACUACCGUGGUGCUGUUGGAGCAUUACUUGUGUAUGAUGUCACUCGGCACGCGACCUAUGAGAAUGCUGAGCGCUGGCUGAAGGAACUGAGGGACCACACGGACCCAAAUAUAGUUGUUAUGCUAGUUGGCAACAAGUCUGAUCUCCGUCAUCUUGUAGCAGUCCAAACUGAUGAAGCGAAGGGAUUUGCAGAGAGAGAAUCACUCUAUUUCAUGGAGACUUCUGCGCUGGAGUCCACCAAUGUGGAAGAUGCAUUUUCUGAGGUCUUAACUCAGAUUUACCGCAUCGUGAGCAAGAGGUCAGUUGAAGCAGGUGAAGACUCAGGUUCUGGCCCUGGCAAGGGUGAAAAGAUCAGUAUGAAGGAUGAUGUCUCGGCAGUGAAGAAGGGUGGCUGCUGCUCCAGUUGAGCCACGUGGUAUUCUUUUGGUUGGGUUUGUGUGAUGUUACAUGUUAGCUUGCGCUAUCGCCUUUCCAGUGACCGGGAAUUAUUAUUAGUAGCAGUAGCAAGUAUCAUGUCCUAGAGAAGUUUGUUGCUGAACUGAGAAGUUUGUCUAGAUCAGGAUAGACCUUUGUAUUCUUUGUAUGGUGGUGUCCUUGGCAAUUGGCAUGGCAUGUUUUUUCAUCUCAA